This is a messenger RNA of Halichondria panicea, 1788 nucleotides long. RefSeq lists its product as uncharacterized. The transcript has a single exon. Gene Ontology annotation, molecular function: GTP binding. The coding region runs from base 1 to 1788 and encodes 595 amino acids. NCBI's taxonomy places the organism in Eukaryota, Metazoa, Porifera, Demospongiae, Suberitida, Halichondriidae. The record is from RefSeq and is a predicted model, not a curated record.
AUGAAACAAUAUGUCUCUUCAGCGAGUGCCACCGACACCUCUGCAAGUGUCGAUGCUUUUUUGACAAAGCGGCUAGCAGAACGUAUGCAAAGCAUAGUCAACUCUACUCUCAUCGAUUCAAAGAACAACAUCUAUCAAUUGAAAUGGCGUCCAGGACAGAGAUUUCCAGCAGUUUCGAAUAUUGCUAAAUACUAUAUCGGAAGGAAGCCAGUAGGAAAGGUUGAUGAAAAGGUGUUAAUGAUACUAGGUGCUACUGGAGCUGGGAAGAGCACUCUCAUCAACGCAAUUGUGAACUACCUCUUUGGAGUUCAAUGGGAUGAUCCAUUUCGCUUCAAAUUAAUUGUUGAACAGCCUACCUCUCAGGUGAAUAGUGUCACUCGUACCAUCACUGCUUACACGAUUUAUUGGCACGAAGGCUCACCAUGUGCUUACACUCUCACGAUCAUUGACACACCUGGAUUCGGGGACACAAGUGGGCUCAAACGAGACAAGGAGAUCAUGAAACAAAUCAACGAAUUCUUUUCCGUUCCCUGCACUGACGGUGGAAUUGAUCAUCUUGAUGGAAUUGGUUUUGUAACCCAAGCUUCUCAAGCACGAUUGACCCAUGUACAGAAGUACAUCUUUGAUGCAAUACUUACCAUUUUUGGACAUGAUAUUGCAAAAAACAUCUUCAUGAUGAUUACUUUUGCUGACGGACAGAAGCCAAGCGUUCUUGAUGCAAUCAAGGCUUACAACGUUCCUUACGCCAAGCACUUUAAGUUCAACAACUCCGCUUUGUUCCCGACGGUCACUAGCAUGAAAGAAGACGAUGAAGAACAAGAUGAUGAUGAUGAUGAUGGAGAUUUUGAUUUUAAAAAAAAUUUCUGGGAUAUGGGAACGAAAAAUUUAGAAAAUUUCUUUAAGAGUUUUGAGGCUGUUCAGACACGUAGCCUCCAGCUCACUCGAGAAGUACUUGAAGAGCGACAACGUCUUGAGACCAAUGUUAAUGGUCUCCAACUACAGAUCAGUCAAGCUUUUGCAAAGAUUGAAGAAGUAAGAACGGAAAGGAAGACUAUCAAAGACCAUGAAGCAGACAUCGAAGCAAACAAAGAAUUUAAGUACAAAGUUAAACUGACCAAACAGAGAAAGGUUUACACUCCUGCAAAACGUUAUGUAACUAAUUGCUUGACAUGUAAUCGAACCUGCCAUAAGUCAUGUAUAUAUUCCAAUGACAAAGAUAAGUACCGGUGUUCUGCGAUGGACGGGGAAGGACCUAAAAAUGCUGCUUGCACUGUCUGUCCAGAAAAAUGUACAUGGAAGCAACACGUUAACAACUCAUACUACUUUGAAUUCUACGAAGAAGAAGAAGAACGAACAUGUCAAGAGCUGAAAAAGAAAUUUGAUGCAGCCCAACAAGGUAAAUCGAUGGCCGAGCAGAUGCUUCAAGAGUCAGAGUGCCGCCUUGCUCAACUGGACGAGCUGGUCAUGAAUAUGAUCCAACAAAUUCAGCAAAGUAUAAACCGUCUUGGUGAAAUUGCCCUGAGGCCGAAUCCACUGAGUGAAGUGGAAUACAUUGAACUGAUGAUUGAAUCUGAGAAAGCUGAGGCCAAGCCAGGCUGGAAGAAGCGGGUGGAGUAUCUGGAGAAGGCCAAGAAACACUCACGUAUUAAUACAGAUAUAGCUAGAUACCAUCAAGAAAAAAGUGAAGCCAGCAUUGCAAAUGCAAAAGCAACAGCAAAAGCACUAUACACCUCUACUAAAGUGAAGGCUGUGUCUCUGUGGAAGAAUAUGAAACGCUGGUGGAAUUAA